Prosopis cineraria is the source of this 5465-nucleotide messenger RNA. Its product is annotated as dicer-like protein 4. The record is from RefSeq and is a predicted model, not a curated record. Bases 99 to 5186 code for a protein of 1695 amino acids. Gene Ontology annotation, molecular function: ribonuclease III activity; protein binding; ATP binding. Gene Ontology annotation, cellular component: cytoplasm; nucleus. Gene Ontology annotation, biological process: siRNA processing. NCBI's taxonomy places the organism in Eukaryota, Viridiplantae, Streptophyta, Magnoliopsida, Fabales, Fabaceae. The transcript has 25 exons.
CAGAGAAGAAAAAGCGCAGAAAGAAGGAAUCAGCUGAUGUGCUGACUGCUGACUCUCAAGUCUCAAGGCAAAAUGAUACCCUCUGUCUCCAAAGGACAAUGCUAGAUGCGAAGAGGUUAUCUCCUCAAAGCCGCAGAACACUUUCGAUUCUCGUGCCAUCAUCCGUUUCGGUCACACUAGCCUCCACACAUUCUCUGGGCAUGAGGCUUUUGUGCUCCAAACCUCCGAUAAUGCCGGGUGUGGAAGCCUCUGGCACAGUCGAUUCCUCGGACUCAUCUUCGUCUUCAAGUCUUUCUGAUCAUUUGCUGUCUUUAUCUCUCAAUGGAGUGCAUAAACAGACGGAGUCGGUUUCCGAAGACCAAUUUGUGAAAAAAGAUCCUCGGGAAAUUGCCAGGGAGUAUCAAUUGGAAUUAUGCAAGAAAGCUCUGAAGGAAAAUAUAAUUGUGUAUCUGGGGACAGGUUGUGGGAAGACUCACAUCGCUGUGUUGCUUAUGUAUGAGAUGGGGCACUUGAUACGGAAGCCUCAGAAGAACGUAUGUGUUUUUCUUGCCCCUACAGUGGCAUUAGUUAACCAGCAAGCAGAUGUGAUAGAAGAGUCUACGGAUUUUAAGGUUGGGGUUUACCGUGGGAGCUCAAAGCGCUUGAAAAAACAUCAAGAUUGGAUGCAAGAGAUCGAGCAACAUGAGGUUCUUGUUAUGACCCCUCAGAUACUUUUGCGCGGUUUAUCUCACACUUUCAUAAAAAUGGAGAUGAUUUCUCUUUUAAUAUUUGAUGAAUGCCAUCAUGCCCAAGUCAAAAGCAACCAUCCAUAUGCAGAAAUCAUGAAAGUCUUCUAUGAACGGGAAUCCAGUAAGAUUCCCCGCAUCUUUGGCAUGACAGCUUCGCCAGUUGUAGGGAAAGGUGCUUCUAGUAAAGGAAAUCUAUCAAGGAGCAUCAAUAGUCUCGAACGUUUGCUUGACUCAAAGGUAUAUUCGGUCUCGCAGAAAGAAGUGGAUACUUUUGUGGCCCCUCCUGUAGUUACUAUAUAUUAUUAUGGUCGUAGUGCCAAUGAACCAUUGUACACGAAUUACUGUACCAAGCUAUGGGAGAUUAAAUGUCAGUGCAUAGAAAUCCUUAGAAGCAGUACAGAAUAUCACUUGAAACGGAGGAACACAAAGAAACUUCUGAACCGAAUGCAUAAUAAUGUGCUUUUCUGUCUGGAGAAUCUUGGCGUUUGUGGAGUAUUGCAAGCUAGUCGUGUUCUUUUGAGUGGUGAUCACUCUGAAAGGCUUGAAUUUGUGGAGGAGGAAGGAAGUGCAAGUGAAUACUCUUUUUGUGACAAAUAUCUAGCACGGGUGUCUGAGUUCUUUAUUUCUGAAUGCAUGAAAGGUGACCAUUUGUCUGAUCUCUCUUCUCUGGACAAUUUAAAAGAGCCUCUUUUCUCAAGAAAGCUUUUACGCCUCAUUGGGAUACUGUCCUCAUUUAGGCCACAACCAGAUAUGAAAUGUAUAAUUUUUGUAAAUAGAAUUGUUACUGCAAGAUCCCUGUCAUACAUACUACAACAGCUCAAAAUUUUAGCACGUUGGAAAAGUGAUUUUCUGGUAGGAGUUCAUGCUGGAAUAAAAAGUUCAUCGAGAAAGACUAUGAGCAUCAUUCUUGACAAGUUCCGCAGUGGAGAGUUGAAUUUAUUGGUUGCAACCAAAGUGGGUGAAGAAGGACUUGAUAUUCAGACAUGUUGCCUUGUCAUACGAUUUGAUCUUCCUGAAACUGUUGCGAGCUUUAUACAAUCAAGAGGUCGUGCACGUAUGGCUAAGUCAGAAUAUGCAUUUUUGGUGGACAGUGGCAAUAAGAAGGAUAUGGACUUGAUUGAAUGUUUUAAGGAAGAUGAAAACCGUAUGAACAAGGAAGUUGCUUUCCGCACAUCCUAUGAUACACAUAUCAUCCCUGAGGAAAGAAUUUACAAAGUCAUAUCAACUGGCGCUUCUGUCACUUCUGCAUAUAGUGUCUCAUUGCUUCACAACUAUUGUUCGAAGCUUCCACAUGAUGAGUAUUUUGACCCCAAGCCAGAAUUUUUUUACUUUGAUGAUUUAGGGGGAACUGUCUGUCACGUAACAUUGCCUUCCAAUGCUCCCAUACAUCAAAUUGUUAGUGCACCACAUGGUUCAAUGGAAGCUGCUAAGAAGGCUGCUUGUUUGCAAGCGGUUGAGGAACUGCAUAAAUUAGGUGCUUUGAGUGAUUGUCUGUUGCCAAGGCAAGAUGAGGCAAACCCAGAGGAGGUUUCAGAUUCUUCUGAUUCAGAUGAAAAUGAAGAUGACAACUCACGAGGAGAAUUAUAUGAGAUGCUAGUUCCUUCAGCCUUUAGGCAGGCCUGGUCACAUUCAGAUGAUAUUGUCCAUCUUAACUCUUACCUUUUAAAAUUUAGACCCUCUCCAGAGGAUCGGAUCUAUAAAGAGUUUGGUUUAUUUAUGAUGACACGUCUUCCUGCGGAGGCUGUGAAAUUGGAAAUUGAUCUUCAUCUUGCUCGUGGUAGAACUGUGAUGACACGAUUUGUUCCAUUUGGUGCUAUUGAAUUUGACAAAGCUGAGAUUCAGAUGGCACAGCAUUUUCAGGAGAUGUCCCUAAAAAUUAUUCUUGAUCGAUCAGAAUUUGUUCAUGAAUUUGUACCCUUGGGUAGUUCUGAUGUCUUGCAAACAAGCACCUCAACCUUCUAUCUUGUGCUUCCAGUAAUAAUGCAAGACUGUGAAAGGACUAUGUCAGUAGAUUGGAAGACCGUGAAAAGAUGCCUUUCUUCACCCAUUUUUAGGCCUCCAGGUCAACCUGUAACUCCAAAAUUGUUUCCUUGGAGAGGGAACCUGCAACUUGCUGAUGGUUGGAAAAGUGUAAGCGAUAUUGAGAAUAGUUUAGUAUAUGCCCCACACAAGAAGCUGUUUUAUUUUAUUACUGAGAUUGUUUAUGAAAAGGAUGCACUGAGUCCUUAUAAGGAUUUGGGCAGUUCAAGCUAUGCGGACCACUUUAUUAAAAGGUUUUCCAUUCAUCUUAAAUACCCCAAGCAACCGCUUCUCUGUGCAAAGCCACUAUUUAAUUUGCACAACUUGCUUCACAACCGAAAGCAAGAGGAUACAGAAACUCAGGAACUGGAGGAGUAUUUCAUCUAUUUGCCUCCUGAGCUUUGUGAACUAAAAAUUAUAGGCUUCUCUAAAGAUAUUGGUAGUUCCCUGUCUUUGGUACCAUCCAUCAUGCAUCGUCUUGGAAACUUGCUGGUUGCAAUUGAACUCAAGCAUCUGCUACGUUCUUCUUUCUCUGAGGCAGAUGAAGUCAGUGCAGAAAGAGUUUUGGAGGCACUCACCACUGAGAAAUGUCAGGAGCGCCUUUCUCUUGAAAGACUUGAAGUGCUUGGUGAUGCUUUCCUUAAAUUUGCAGUUGCACGCCAUUUUUUCCUCAUGAAUGAUAGCCUUCAUGAAGGAGACCUUACAAGGAGGCGAUCAAAUGUUGUAAAUAACUCCAAUUUGUUCAAGUUAGCUACUAAACGGAAUCUGCAGGUGUACAUUCGCGAUCAGGCAUUUGAUCCUUCUCAGUUCUUUGCAUUGGGCCAUCCUUGCCUAAGAGUUUGUACCCCGGAAACUGAAGAAAGCAUUCACUCCUGUUUAAAUUCUCCAGAGGAGCAGGGAAGAUCAUCUGAAGUUCGUUGCAAUAAAAAUCACCACUGGCUUUAUCGGAAAACAGUUGCUGAUGUCAUUGAAGCUCUUAUUGGAGCAUUCAUAAUUGACAGUGGCUUUAAAGCAGCCACUGCAUUUCUUACAUAUCUUGGCAUACAAGUUAAGUUUGAAUCCUUACAGGUAGUCAAUGCUUGCAAAGCAAGUAUGGGUUACAUCCCCCUUUCCAUGCAUAUAGACAUUCCUUCCCUUGAAGAUGAGUUAAAGUAUCACUUUGUCCAUAAGGGUUUACUUCUCCAAGCAUUUGUACAUCCUUCUUACAAUAAGCAUGGGGGUGGCUGUUAUCAGCGAUUGGAGUUUCUUGGAGAUGCUGUCUUGGAUUAUUUGAUUACUUCAUACCUUUACUCCGCUUAUCCACAGCUAAAGCCUGGUCAAUUAACAGACCUGAGAUCAGUGUCAGUUAACAAUAAGGCUUUUGCCUAUGUCGCAGUGGGUAAAGGAUUUCAUAAUUUCCUUUUAUGUGAUUCUCAUGGUCUGUCUGAUGCAAUAGAAAAGUAUGUGGACUACAUUAAAGGAUCUAAAGCGCAUUCUGGUGUUCAUGGAGGGCCAAAAUGUCCCAAGGCCCUAGGUGACUUGGUAGAGUCUUGUGUUGGUGCCAUUCUGGUUGAUUCUGGUUUCAAUCUGAACAGUGUUUGGAAGAUUAUGACUUCAUUCUUGGAGAACAUAAUGAAAUUUUCGUCAGGCUUGCAGCUUAGUCCUAUUAGGGACUUGCAAGAACUUUGCCAAUCUCAUAGUUUGGACUUGCAGUUUCUGAAAUCCAAAACAAGCAGAAUGUUUUCUGUUGAAGCCAAGGUGACUGGGAAAGAUGUAUCUGAAACUGCUUCAGCAACCAGCAUGAACCAAAAAGAGGCUUCUAGAAUUGCUUCACAACUAGUAUUUUCUGAAUUAAAGUCUAAGGGCUGGAAACCGAAGUCAAAAUCUUUGGAGGAAGUUCUUAAGUCAACUUUUAAAGCAGAAGGCAAACUUCUUGGUUAUGAUGAAACACCCAUUGAUAUAACUGAAGCUGGCAUCGAGCCUGUAAUGGUUGAGGGAGACCAAUGCAGCAGUUUUGAUCCAGAAAUUUUUCGCAUCUGUGAUGAUGAGGUAGUUGACGGAUACCCCCCACAUUCAACAUCUGUUAGGCAGCAGGUUCCAUCUUCUUCCGUCACAGGGAAACUUGGGGAGGAAAUUGAAGAUCACGAACGGGACUGUGACUCACAGAGGGCACGUAUGUUAGAUACUGUUUCAGAAUGUGUGGUCAAAGGAACAUCAAGAUCGCGGUUAUAUGAAUUCUGUGCUGCCAAUUGCUGGAAACCUCCUUCAUUUGAAUGCUGCAAAGUGGAGGGACCAGACCAUCUGAAGUUAUUUACUUGCAAGGUGACCUUGGAGAUAGAAGAUGCUUCAAAUAUGAUUUUGGAGUGUGUUGGAACUCCUCAAUCAAGGAAGAAAGAAGCAGCAGAGGCUGCAGCUGAGGGCGCAUUUUGGUACCUGGAAAAGGAAGGUCACUUACUUUGAUGGUAAGUGAAAAAAACAGCUUAACAAGGGUUUAAACAGUCUUCUCAUUUGAAACUAUCUGUCAUUAGGAAUUUCUAAAAUGACCUCGGUGUUAAUGAUUAUGUUCUAACAGCUAUAGAUAGCGAUAACGGUUUGGCAUGCCACUAUUUCCUGGCAUUUGGAAUGUGUAGUAUGAAUCCCUAAUUAUUGGUUCCCUUGAUAUGUAUUUAACAUGUCUGUUGGGAUCUGAAAUUUUUUUGUUAUGGAUAUCUUUUGGGGACAAUAUAAUCAUUAAAAUUA